Quercus lobata is the source of this 4392-nucleotide messenger RNA. Its product is annotated as disease resistance-like protein CSA1. The coding region runs from base 1770 to 4124 and encodes 784 amino acids. The record is from RefSeq and is a predicted model, not a curated record. Gene Ontology annotation, biological process: defense response. The transcript has 7 exons. NCBI's taxonomy places the organism in Eukaryota, Viridiplantae, Streptophyta, Magnoliopsida, Fagales, Fagaceae.
CAUCUCCCACCAACAAAGUAAACCCACUCUCCAAGAGCUCAAAGACAUAGCAAAUUACUACAACCCUUCUCUUCCUCACGAGAAACAGCCAAGCAAUUCCCGUUUGAAAAUCACAAGUCUCUCAAGUCUCCCCACCAGUUCGCCAUCGUAGCGCUGAACCUCGAUUUACAGUGGUUCUUUUUUCUUUUCUUUUUGGUGAGGAGCUUUGCUUCGGCCGAAACCAGCUUUCCGGAGAGCUGAUACUGAUAGUGGCUUGGUAGGCGCGCCGACGUUGUCAGAUCUUCUGGACUGUUACAAUGGUUAUUCUAAACAACACAUACGAAUAUGAUGUGUUCUUGAGUUUCAGAGGUGAAGAUACCGCACGGGAUUCACGAGCACUUUGAAAGGCAUUUUGGAAAUGAGGACAAUUAAGACCUUCGUGGAUGAUGGGAUUCCAAGGGGAGAAGAAAUUUCUGCUGAACUUAUCAAAGCCAUUGAAAGUUCAAUGAUUUCGAUAAUUGUAUUUUCUGAAAACUAUGCAUCUUCCACUUGGUGUUUGGAUGAACUUGUCAAGAUUAUUAAGUGUAAGAAGAAUGGCCAAAGGGUUAAGGUGAUACCAAUUUUUUAUAAGGUAGAUCCAGCGGAAGUACGCCAUCAAAAGGGAAAGUUUGGAGAACAUUUAGAGGAACAUGAAAAAAAAUUUGAUGAUAAUAUGAAGAAGGUGCAAAAAUGGAGGAAGGCUCUAACUAAAGUGAGCAACUUUACUGGUCAUCACUACAAGGGCGACUGCGGCCCCUCUGAAUUCAAAAUUAUCCAAGAUAUCUUUGAAGAGAUCUUAAGUGUUAAAUUAGAUCGCAUGAAAAUUUCUGCUACAAAAUAUCUAGUUGGAAUAAAUUCUCGAGUAAGUGGCGUCAUAUAUCAGUGUUUAGAUCUUCAGUCAAAUUUUUUCUGUAUCUUAGGGAUCUAUGGCCUUCCCGGAGUAGGUAAGACAACAAUUGCAAAAGCUGUAUUUGACAAAAUUCGUCAUCAUUUUGAUGGAAGCAGCUUUCUAGAGAACGUUAGAGAAAAAUCAAAAAGAAAUGAUGUUGUAAUCCAACUGCAAGAGACACUUUGUAAUGAGAUCUUAGGGUAUCGAAAUUUGAUGGUUGGGAGUACAUCUAGAGAAAACAAUAUGACAAUUGAGAGGCUGUAUCAUAAAAGGAUUCUUGUAGUUCUUGAUGAUGUGGAAAAACUAGAAAAGAUAGAUUUUUUUUUUUGAAAAUUAUGAUCGGUUUGCUCCGGGAACUAGAAUUAUUAUAACAACAAGAGACAAACACUUGUUAGAUACUCUUCAAAAAUAUUGUUGUGUAAGGUACUACAAGGUUGAGCCAUUAAAUGUUCACGAAUCUCGUGAACUCUUUUGUCAACAUGCCUUUGGAAGAAAUAGAUCUGAUGAAGAUUCUUUGGAUCUUGUCAACCAAUUUAUACAUUAUGCCAAAGGUCUUCCAUUAGCUCUAAAAAUCAUUGGUGCAGAUUUGUAUGGAAAAACUAAUGAUGAAUGGAAAAGUGCAUUAGAAAAAUAUAAAAGAUUUCCUAAUGGAGAUAUACAAGAAAUACUCAAAAUAAGCUAUGAUGGAUUGGAACAACCUCAACAAGAUAUUUUCCUUGAUAUUGCAUGUUUCCUUAAAGGAGAAGAGAAGGAUUUUGUUGUAGAUAUACUAACCAGUAUCUAUUGAUAUGAACCACAUUAUGAUAUUAAAAGACUUAUUGAUAAGUGUCUCAUAACCGUUAGUAGUGAUGACAUACUAUGGAUGCAUGACUUGAUUCAGCAAAUGGGACAAAAAUCACAACAAUGUAGGCUAUUGUGUUACAAGGAUGACCCUCAAGCACUUAUUGUAAAUACAGGAUUGAAUGCAAUUCGAGGUAUAGCGGUGGACUUGCCAGAGGAAAGAAACAUGCAAUUAGAUUUUGGAAAGAUGAAAAAUCUCAUUUAUCUGAAAAUUCAUAGUGGAAUUUGUGAAGACCUUGAAUUUCUUUCCCAUGAGUUAAGGUUGUUUGAGUGGUAUGGAUUUUCAUUAACUUCCUUUCCAUCCAAUUUUUUCCUUCAAAAACUUGUUGCACUCAGAAUGCAAGGAAGUCACAUUCAAUUGGAUGAGCAUUUCGAGAGGUAUCGGUUCAAAAGUUUGAAAUAUUUGAGUUUCCAAGACUGUAAAAACAUUACAAUAUUACCUGACUUAUCAGUGAUUGCCCCAAACAUAAAGAAAUUGGAUAUGUCGGAAUGUGAAAAUUUAGUUGAGGUUCAUCAGUCUGUUGGACUUCUUGAAAAGCUUGAAUUCUGGGACCUCGAAGGUUGCAAAAGUCUUAAAAUUAUUCCAAGAAGCCUUCAAUUGAAAUCUCUUGAAAGUUUUUUUCUGUUUGGCUGUGAAAGUCUUGAGAACUUCCUCGAUACUCAGCAAGGAACAGAGAUAUUAGUACUGCCUUCAUGCAUAGGAGAUCUCACUAGCCUUUUAUCUUUAAGCAUAAGUUUUAAAAACCACACAGAUCUUCCAAGUAGCUUUUCUAAAUUACAAAAUCUUGAGUAUCUUUAUAUCUUUAAUAAUUGCGAAAAUUUUCCAAAGGCUUUGGACACUCCUGGUUGCCUCCCCGGAUUAGACCUAUUAUAUUUCUGUGACAGCAACACUACUACCCUCCCUGAAAUCGUAAGCAGAUUUCCUAAAUUAGUGGACCUCAACGUUCAGGGCUGCUGGAAGCUUCAAGAAAUUCCAAGGCUUCCACCAAGUAUCAAAUAUGUAAACGCAAGAAACUGCUAUUCUUUGGAUUCACAAUCAAGAAGAAGAUUAUUAAGUCAGUUUGGAGACAUGGUAGGGCUUCCCCAAAAUAUAGCAUGUGUAAUGGGACCAUCGAAUCAGGACUCUUUAUCUGAAAUGGACUAUGAUACAUCUAAAAUAGGUUCUACAUCUGAAUUUGAAAUGGAUUUUGCAUCUGAAUUUGAAAUGAACCUUGCAUCUAAUUUUCCAAAAGAUGAUAGACAUUCAUAUGAACUGGUACUUCCAGGAACUAAAAUUCCAAAGUGGUUCAACCAUCAAUGUGUUGGAAGUUCCAUAUCAUCUAAUCUUCCAAAAGAUGAUAGACAUUCAUAUGAACUGGUACUUCUAGGAACUAAAAUUCCAAAGUGGUUCAACCAUCAAAGUGUUGGAAGUUCCAUAUCAUUCUCUAUCGGUAAUAACUUCAAAUCUUUAGCAUUUGCUCUUUGUGUUGCUUUAAAAGUGGAACAGGUUAAUAAGCGAAAAUACUUUGAGAAUUUUACUUGUUCAAUAUAUUGUUGUAAACAAAGGUGCAUGCAACGGCUCAAGCAUCGGGAUUUUUUUUUGGAUCCAUCAUCAUCAUUUAUGUGGUUUUACUUUAAAGAGUUACAAUCUUGGUCAUUCUUAUUAAACAAUGUUGGAAUUUAUUGUAAUGAUAUUAAGCUUCAAUGUAAAAUUUCAAAUUAUGAUCCUAAACUAGCAGAAGUUACCAUUGAAAGGUGUGGAGUCCAUGUAGCAUGUAUAUGUUCUCCUCAUAGUUUCAUGGCCCGCGAAAGGAUUUGGGAAAGACUAGUAGAAGUGUCUUUGGAUGCACGAUUAAAAAUGUUUUUAUGUAGAGUGGCUACAGGGGCCAAAACCCAAGAUGCUUAUUGUCCUCUUUGUGAAAUAGCAGAAGAUUCUGUUUUACAUCUAUUUCAAAGUUGUCCCUAUGCCAAGGGAAUAUGGUAUGCUGGUCAAUGGGGUUUUCGAGUUGAAAUGAUCCAAGCUCAAUCUGUUGUGGAAUUCAUUGAAUGUAUAAUUGAUUCCCCCGGUGAGUUACUAGCAAAAAGAGUCACCAUAGAUGAAUUCAUUUCAUAUGUAGUAGUGGUGAUGAAAGUCCUCUGGGAGGCACGAGAGGAAGCUAUGGUUUCAAACACUAAAGCCAGCAUAAACCAGCUAGCCCAUCGUCUUAACAAAGAGUACAGCUCUUAUGUGAGAUCAAGAGGGGAUGACCUUGUGACACGCAGGAGGAAAAAGGUAUAUUUGAGGAGAAAAAAAAAAAAACUAAUACGCCAAUUAGAACGAGCUGAGAUUACACCGGAAGAAUUUAUGAGAGAAAUACGCUUAUUGUCAUCCAAUCAACACCGUCCUAGGCAACCUUGAAUGAAUGCCAGGGAACCAUGACACAUACGUGUUUGUCUUUAAUGGCCUUGCUCUUUGUAAACGGGGAUGCUGAUUUCAAUCCAUCACCAUGGAAGAAAAUGAAAACCUCUUAAUAGUACUUCAAAGAAAUAUGCCAAGGUGCUACAUAUUGGAUUAUGCUUGAGGAGGUGGAGCUGUGAUGCGAAACACACAAGAAGACUUUUAUUUUAAUUUAGUAUUAUUUAUGCUUGCAAGUCAAUUGUAUUUUUAUGUUUUAGGUCCUAUCAGU